GAAGAAGUUCCGCAGAUGAUGGCACCAGUGACACUUCAUGGUGACGCAGCCCCAGGAGCCCCUGGUGGCUUGGAUGCUGCACCCAUUCCAGGGCUAAGAUGUUCAGUCUGGAUAGUGGGAUCCUCCAUUGUAAGAAAUGCAGGAAUUGCAGCCUUAAGCAGGCCAGGGGGACAGGGCUUAGGACUCCAGACAAAAGGGAUCGACAUUUGGUGGCAGGGCUAUGGGGGGUUGCGAUUUGUUGAUCUUGCCUGCAAGCUCAGAUGGUUAGCCCAGUUUGAGAAUCCACCUAAUUUUAUAGUUAUCCAUUGUGGUGCCAAUGACAUAGGGCAAGUAAAAACCCGAAAGUUGUUAGAUAGGGUAAGGUGGGAUUUACGUUUACUUGCUUCUAUCUUCCCGAACACAAAACUAGUUUGGUCGUUCUUGCUGCCCAGGGUAGCAUGGCGUUACUCAAAAAACGUCAGGGCGAUGGAGCAGACACAAAACAGGGUCAACAGGGCAGCUGCCAAAGAAAUCCUAGGUUGUGGGGGGAGGCUUCUUAGGCAUACACAGUUUUUAGGAAAACCUAAACAACUGUACAGCCGGGAUGGUGUACAUCUGUCGGGUCUGGGGAACGACAUUUAUCUAAAUAACCUACAAGGGGCAUUGGAAUAUUUUGUCAAAAACAAGGAGGGAGUGGUUUUCCCAGUGAAUUAAAUUCUAGGGUCCUUACAAACAUGUCCACAGUGGUGUUAAAUUGAAGUUGCCUACCCCCACGAGGUGGCGGUGGGCACCUUUGGUGCCCAAAGGUGCCCAUGUGGCGUAAUUGUCACCUUCAAUUUAACCAUCCAACUGAUCUUAGUAUGUAGUGAGUUUGUUGUGGUUGAUGUUGAUGUAUAUAGAUAUAUUAUGUGGACUAAUAAGACAUUUGAGUA
This is a messenger RNA of Magallana angulata, 911 nucleotides long. RefSeq lists its product as uncharacterized. NCBI's taxonomy places the organism in Eukaryota, Metazoa, Mollusca, Bivalvia, Ostreida, Ostreidae. The record is from RefSeq and is a predicted model, not a curated record. The transcript is spliced from 2 exons. Bases 16 to 693 code for a protein of 225 amino acids.